AUGCUUUCCAACGCCAAAAGCCUCAUUGCUCCCAUUGCCCUUUUGGCAUUGGCCCAGCACUGCCCUGCGCCCUUCCUCGCCGCCAUUCCUGCUGCUACCGCUGCUGGUAUUGGUGCUGUUAGCGCUGCUGUCUCCGCAGCAGGCACCGUUGCCGGCAGUGUCGCCACUGCGAUCAACGGCAAGAGGGCCCGCGAUGGCACACAAGUCAUCCACGCCCGCGAAAACUGGGCUGGACUCCACAGCUACGUAUCCAAGCGCCAGGAUGAGGAGUUCGGCACUGGAACCGCUUGGCAAGACUGUGCCGAUCAGCUCAAGGGAGCUGACGUGACUUUCGAGGGAACCGGUCCUGGUGUCAUACUUGUCAGCGGUAUCCCCCCUGCGUGUAUGACUUUGGCCACUGUCAUUACUGGCAAGUUCAACGCUGGUAACCCCGUCCCCCAGGGCACCGAUUCGAUCAGCUUCACUGGUCUUUCGAACGAGGACGUUCAGGCUAUUCAGGAUGCGCUUGAUGCCAGGUCUACUUAG
Messenger RNA from Alternaria ventricosa, 525 nucleotides. RefSeq lists its product as uncharacterized. The transcript has 3 exons. Bases 1 to 525 code for a protein of 174 amino acids. The record is from RefSeq and is a predicted model, not a curated record. NCBI's taxonomy places the organism in Eukaryota, Fungi, Ascomycota, Dothideomycetes, Pleosporales, Pleosporaceae.